AUGAAGUAUUGCGGAAUGAAUGUACAAAGUGAAUCUGAAGUUGAAAGUUUAUUGAUGAGUCCUUGCUGGAGUCAAACACAAAAUGGUAGUGCCGAUCAAUUUUUAUUGGAUGGUCAUAAAUUACUAUUAGAUCAUGAUUUAGACUCGUUACCUGGUGAUGAUUCGGAUCAAAAAGAGUCUCUUUUAGAUAAUUUAUUAUUAAAUUCAUCAACAUUAAGUGGUAGUUUAUCUGAUUUAAAACCAUUACCGCCAUUUACUGGUUAUACAGGACAUUUAUCAAUAAAUGGUAUAUCUGGACAUCAUUAUCAUGCUAUAGCUCAAAGAUUACCAGACGAUAGUAAUAACAAUAAUCACAGUAAUCCGAAUAAUAAUAACACAAACAAUAAUAACAAUAACAAUAAUAAUAAUAAUAAUAGUAGUAGGUCAAAUGGAAAUAAUGGAAAUGGCAUUAAUAGUAACAAUACAAAUGGAAAUAGUGGAAAUGUUGGGACAACAAAUAAUUCAGCAGAUCAUAAUAUAGUCUCAUCAUCUACAUGUUUACCUGAUAGUGUUCUUAGUUCAGAUUGCGGAACUGAUUGCCUACAAGAUGUUAAGUUAUUUGCUGAAAGUCCGAUUGAAACCAAAUUAUAUUCGGUAGCUGAUAGUUGUGUUAUGUCAGAUCAUAGCGGAGGACCGGAUUCAGUUAGUGGUGGUGUUAGAAUAUAUACAGAUGCAAAAGAAUUAAGUGAAUAUGUUGAUAUGAAUUCAAUUGAUGAUAUUGCUGCUAUUAUAGGUUCUGCUAUAGCUGAUACAACAGUACCAAAUCAAAAUGAUAAUGAUGAUGGUAAUACAUCAAGAGAUUCAUGGAUGGAUAUUGAUGCAUGGAUCGAUGGUAAUUGUAUAACACAACAAGAUGCAAAAUUACUUGUAUCACAGCAUCAAGAUGCAUUAAAUGAUUUUAUCUUGCCACAUUCUCCAAUACACCAUCAUUCAAAUAGUAAUUCAUCAACGUUACAAAGUUUAUUAACGCAUGGUUAUAUGCCAUUAUUACAAAAUCGUUUACAAAAUGGUCCGCCAACGAUUAAAACUGAAACACCAUCAUCAACAUCAUAUUGUAAUGAAUUAAGUUCAACAAAUAGUCCACCAGGUUCAGUAGUUUCAACAACAGAUAAUUUAAUGAUUAAUGGUAGAUAUUUAUCAUCAACAAAUUCACAUCAUUAUGGUACACUAUCAAUAUCAAGUUUAAAACCAGAUGGUUUAUGUAGCCCAGAUCAUUUAUUAGGUAAUGGUAAUAGUAAUAAUAAUAAUUAUCCUCAUACAACAACAAUAACACCUGUAUCUGUACCAAAAACAAAACGUUCUAGAACACAAAAAAAACAUCAACAACAACAGCAGCAUAAUGGUGGUAUCUUACAAAAUGGUGGCCAACAAGUUACCCAAUCAACAGUUAGUUUUAAUAAUGCAAAUGAUUUAUCUGGUUUAUUAGGUAAAGAAAAACCGGUACAUCGUUGUAAUAUAUGUAAUCGUGGUUUUCUAAAUAAAUCUAAUAUUAAGGUACACUUAAGAACACAUACCGGUGAAAAACCAUUUCGUUGUGAUGUUUGUUCAAAAGCAUUUCGACAGAAAGCACAUUUACUCAAACAUCAACAGAUACAUAAGAGAAUUGGGCGCGAUUGA
This is a messenger RNA of Condylostylus longicornis, 1656 nucleotides long. RefSeq names its product ichor (gene ich). Gene Ontology annotation, biological process: embryonic pattern specification; embryonic hindgut morphogenesis; regulation of transcription by RNA polymerase II. NCBI's taxonomy places the organism in Eukaryota, Metazoa, Arthropoda, Insecta, Diptera, Dolichopodidae. Bases 1 to 1656 code for a protein of 551 amino acids. The record is from RefSeq and is a predicted model, not a curated record. The transcript has 2 exons. Gene Ontology annotation, cellular component: nucleus. Gene Ontology annotation, molecular function: RNA polymerase II transcription regulatory region sequence-specific DNA binding; DNA-binding transcription factor activity, RNA polymerase II-specific.